AGAGAAAGCUGUGGUUGCCGGAAGUUGAGCGGCGGAUUCAAUUCCUGUAUCUUCAUCUUGUCUACCGUGAUUUCUAGAGCAACCUUGUGAGAGACAUUUCUGAGACCUGUGUGUCCUGUGUCUAUGAUUCUUCCCUGAUCAAGGCAAGAAAUAAUGGCAGCAGCUACGGGGGAUCCUGGACUCUCUAAACUGCAGUUUGCCCCCUUUAGCAGUGCCUUGGAUGUUGGGUUCUGGCAUGAGUUGACCCAGAAGAAGCUGAAUGAGUAUCGGCUAGAUGAAGCUCCCAAGGACAUUAAGGGUUAUUACUACAAUGGUGACUCUGCUGGGCUGCCAGCUCGCUUAACAUUGGAGUUCAGUGCUUUUGACAUGAGUGCUCCCACCCCAGCCCGUUGCUGCCCAGCUGUUGGAACACUGUAUAACACCAACACACUCGAGUCUUUCAAGACUGCAGAUAAGAAGCUCCUUUUGGAACAAGCAGCAAAUGAGAUAUGGGAAUCCAUAAAAUCAGGCGCUGCUCUUGAAAAUCCUGUACUCCUCAACAAGUUCCUCCUCUUGACAUUUGCAGAUCUAAAGAAGUACCACUUCUACUAUUGGUUUUGCUAUCCUGCCCUCUGCCUUCCAGAGAGUUUACCUCUCAUUCAGGGGCCAGUGGGUUUGGAUCAAAGGUUUUCACUAAAACAGAUUGAAGCAUUAGAGUGUGCAUAUGAUAAUCUUUGUCAAACAGAAGGAGUCACAGCUCUUCCUUACUUCUUAAUCAAGUAUGAUGAGAACACGGUGCUGGUUUCCUUGCUUAAACACUACAGUGAUUUCUUCCAAGGUCAAAGGAUGAAGAUAACAAUUGGUGUAUAUGAUCCCUGUAACUUAGCCCAGUACCCUGGAUGGCCUUUGAGGAAUUUUUUGGUCCUAGCAGCCCACAGAUGGAGUAGCAGUUUCCAGUCUGUUGAAGUUCUUUGCUUCCGUGACCGUACCAUGCAGGGGGCGCGAGACGUUGCCCACAGCAUCAUCUUCGAAGUGAAGCUUCCAGAAAUGGCAUUUAGCCCAGAUUGUCCUAAAGCAGUUGGAUGGGAAAAGAACCAGAAAGGAGGCAUGGGACCAAGGAUGGUGAACCUCAGUGAAUGUAUGGACCCUAAAAGGUUAGCUGAGUCAUCAGUGGAUCUAAAUCUCAAACUGAUGUGUUGGAGAUUGGUUCCUACUUUAGACUUGGACAAGGUUGUGUCUGUCAAAUGUCUGCUGCUUGGAGCCGGCACCUUGGGUUGCAAUGUAGCUAGGACGUUGAUGGGUUGGGGCGUGAGACACAUCACAUUUGUGGACAAUGCCAAGAUCUCCUACUCCAAUCCUGUGAGGCAGCCUCUCUAUGAGUUUGAAGAUUGCCUAGCGGGUGGUAAGCCCAAGGCUCUGGCUGCAGCAGACCGGCUCCAGAAAAUAUUCCCCGGUGUGAAUGCCAGAGGAUUCAACAUGAGCAUACCCAUGCCUGGGCAUCCAGUGAACUUCUCCAGUGUCACUCUGGAGCAAGCCCGCAGAGAUGUGGAGCAACUGGAGCAGCUCAUCGAAAGCCAUGAUGUCAUUUUCCUGUUGAUGGACACCAGGGAGAGCAGGUGGCUUCCUGCUGUCAUUGCUGCAAGCAAGAGAAAGCUGGUCAUCAAUGCUGCUUUGGGAUUUGACACAUUUGUUGUCAUGAGACAUGGCCUGAAGAAACCAAAGCAGCAGGGAGCUGGGGACUUGUGUCCAAACCACCCUGUGGCAUCUGCUGACCUCCUGGGCUCAUCACUUUUUGCUAACAUCCCUGGUUACAAGCUUGGCUGCUAUUUCUGCAAUGAUGUGGUGGCCCCAGGAGAUUCAACCAGAGACCGGACCUUGGACCAGCAGUGCACUGUGAGUCGUCCAGGAUUGGCCAUGAUUGCAGGAGCCCUGGCCGUGGAAUUGAUGGUAUCUGUUUUGCAGCAUCCAGAAGGGGGCUAUGCCAUUGCCAGCAGCAGUGACGAUCGGAUGAAUGAGCCUCCAACCUCUCUUGGGCUCGUGCCUCACCAGAUCCGGGGAUUUCUGUCACGGUUUGAUAAUGUCCUUCCCGUCAGCCUGGCAUUUGACAAAUGUACAGCUUGUUCUUCCAAAGUUCUUGAUCAAUAUGAACGAGAAGGAUUUAACUUCCUAGCCAAGGUGUUUAAUUCUUCACAUUCCUUCUUGGAAGACUUGACUGGUCUUACAUUGCUGCAUCAAGAAACCCAAGCUGCCGAGAUCUGGGACAUGAGCGACGAUGAGACCAUCUGAGAUGGCCCCGCUGUGAGGCUGACUUCUCCCCGGCCGCCUGCUGAGGAGCUCUCCAUCACCAGAGCAGGACUGCUGACCCCAGGCUUGGUGAUUCUGGUCCCCUCCUCUCCAUACCCUGAGGACUGGGACCCCCUCCGCUGCCCAGGAGCGGCCAUGUUCAACGUUACUCGGGAUUCACGAUGCCACCAGUUCAGAGCUGAAUAAUAACCUUGGCUUCGGCCUUGUUAUCGACCUGGGA
Mandrillus leucophaeus (drill) is the source of this 2503-nucleotide messenger RNA. RefSeq names its product autophagy related 7 (gene ATG7). Lineage: Eukaryota; Metazoa; Chordata; Mammalia; Primates; Cercopithecidae. Gene Ontology annotation, molecular function: Atg12 activating enzyme activity; Atg8 activating enzyme activity. Bases 154 to 2265 code for a protein of 703 amino acids. Gene Ontology annotation, cellular component: cytoplasm; phagophore assembly site. The record is from RefSeq and is a predicted model, not a curated record. The transcript is spliced from 20 exons. Gene Ontology annotation, biological process: protein modification by small protein conjugation; C-terminal protein lipidation; cellular response to nitrogen starvation.